AUGAGUGAAGAACAACGAGGAAGGUCCGCACCCCCGGGUGUUGGACCUGCUUUCAGCCCCGCCGAUGCUGCGUCCCACGCUGACCUGGAUGGUCGCAAUCGCAACUCUCCAUCACCCUCCUUCAUCGACGACAACGACAUGCCACCCUCCAAGCCCGGCCUCUGGUUGCUGAAGACAAAGGCAGAGGCUCGUGCCUCGACUGCCACCGUCCAAGCAUGGACUAUAGAAUUGCCAUCCAGAGCUGCUAACACCGCCCUGGNNGGUACGCUCGCCUUUGUUUGCGCGCCGUGCCUGCUCUCGCUGACUCUUACAUACAGUCUCAUCAAGGACAACGUUCCUGAACUCGAUGCCAUCGACUUGCAGCACAUCCGCCGCUUUGCAAAGGCCCGCUUCCUGCCCACCCACCUCGUCCCCGAGACGAUCGCCGUCAGCCGCAGCAGAAGUGGCAGCGAGCAUCACGCCGAUGGCUCGUCCCGUGGCUCGUCUCGCUCACGCUCAUCGCGCAACAAACGUCGGGGUAGUGUCCCGGCCACGCUGCACCUGAUCGUUAGUCCCGUCAGCUGCAUCGGCGAAGACGCCCUCACCGAACUCCUCCUUGCCAACCCUCCCUUCGUCGACGACGGCUUCCCUCUCAUCCUCAGAGAGGUCACCCUCCCUCUGCUGCCCNCCACCAGUGCAGAGCAAGCUGAACUGUGGUCUCAACAGUACUGGCCCACCAUCUACCGCAAGACCAACCCCUUCGGCCCUCACCCUAGCAUCAUCAGCCGCGCCGAGGAGGAGGUUCUCUCUAACAACAACGUACCUCGCCUCAUGGAGAUGGCCAAGAAAGUCGCCGGAGAGACAAAGGCCAAGUGCUGCGGCGCUGGUGUUGGAUGCGUCAUCAUCGAAAGACCUACCGGGAAGCCUAUUGAAGUCAUCGCCGUCGCUGGAGAUGGCCGCUACCAAGGCCUGGACGAGGUCGCUGGUCAGCAGAACCCUAUGGCUCACGCCGUUAUGCGAGCUAUAGGCAUGGUCGCACGCAAACGUGUCCGCAGCGCUACUCGUGACCCUACGAAGCUCAACCCGGACAUGGCUGCUCUGGACAUCAACAGACCUUCUCACACACCCGCUCUCGGAGCCCCCAAGUUCGUUGACAAGACUUUGCUUGACUACCCUCUGACGCCCAUGGAACGCAAGGCCUUUAACAAGGACAACCUCAUCCCUGACGGCUACCUUUGCGUCGAUCUCGAGAUCUACCUCACCCAUGAACCCUGCGUCAUGUGUACCAUGGCCAUCUUGCAUUCGCGCUUCGCUCGCUGCAUCUUCGGUAUUCGCAUGCCCAAGACUGGCGCUCUGACAGCUGAUGGAGGCGGUCUCGGCUAUGGACUGUUCUGGCGUCCCGAGCUCAACUGGAAGUUCUUGUGCUGGGAGUGGAAGGAGAAGGACCCAUACGAUGGCGACAACCACUUGCACCUCUUCCUCGACAAGAAGACUCAGGUCUGA
Aureobasidium vineae is the source of this 1482-nucleotide messenger RNA. The record is from the annotation of a GenBank genome assembly. NCBI's taxonomy places the organism in Eukaryota, Fungi, Ascomycota, Dothideomycetes, Dothideales, Saccotheciaceae.